AUGUACUCUUCUUUGCUGGUCAUCUUCCUAUAUCAGGCAUUGCCUGUCUUGUCUUUUCCCACAGCGCUGACGCAUCACGAUGCUGUCCAUCGCGAUCUGGCGAUUCCAAUUCUUGACCUGAGUGUAAUAAAGAGAAGCGAAGCAGCCACAGCCUCCGAGGCAAAAGCAGGAGAAGCCACUACUACAAACCGGACGGCUGCUCAAGUCUUGGCAGUCGGAGAGGAGUUCAAGGAAGGGGUGGUCAGGACUGUUGGUGUCUUUGGUUCUGCAAAUCCCGUCCAAGGUGGCAAUCUCUUUACCAAGAUGAAAUUACCUGCUAAUGCUGCCGGCGCAAUCGAAGCCGAGUAUAAUGGCACUGCAGCCAACACCAUCACGGUGGCGCCCAAAAUGGCAUCGAUCGCUCCCCCGGCUGGUCUCAUGUAUGUCGACCCUCUGACUUUUACCAUUGCCACCGCGACGCCGCCCGCGGCAGGAGACAUUCAUCAAGUCGACUACAUUUUUGGCGAGGCAUCUUCCAAUGCAGUUGAUGUCUCCCAAGCAACAGUGGGAAAGUUUGAUGCCGCCACCGGCCAGUUUGUCACUGAAGGCCUCGGCGAGCUGGAAUUUGAGGCUGAAGAGAAUGAGGUCGCCCUCAAAGUUGCCGACAUGAAUGGUGAAUGGGCAAUUUUUGUGCCUACGAGCGCUGUCAAGGCACCAGAAGGGGAGGAGGGGGCUGUGACUGAUGCAGAGGACGCAAGCAAAACAGAGUCGGACGCACUCGAUGAUGCGAGUGACGAUGAAGAUUCUGACGAUGAGGAUUAG
Pestalotiopsis fici W106-1 is the source of this 801-nucleotide messenger RNA. RefSeq lists its product as uncharacterized. The record is from RefSeq and is a predicted model, not a curated record. The transcript has 2 exons. Lineage: Eukaryota; Fungi; Ascomycota; Sordariomycetes; Amphisphaeriales; Sporocadaceae. Bases 1 to 801 code for a protein of 266 amino acids.